Molecule: messenger RNA, 476 nt
Organism: Hypomesus transpacificus
Lineage: Eukaryota; Metazoa; Chordata; Actinopteri; Osmeriformes; Osmeridae
Gene: cmc4
Product: C-x(9)-C motif containing 4 homolog (S. cerevisiae)
Exons: 2
Coding region: 157-351 (64 amino acids)
Cellular component (GO): mitochondrial intermembrane space
Source: RefSeq, a predicted model, not a curated record
ACCCAUGCACUUUGAACUUCUCUCGCCUACGCAGCAAACCUCCGUCUAGCUAGAAAGCUAAAGCUAGAUUAAUUGAUCCAAAAGCUAGUGCAAAAAUAACGCUGAUUGCAGUAGUCAGUCUACUGCACCGGUGUUCAUUUGUAUAGCUUUACCAAAAUGCCACGGAAAGACCCUUGCCAAAAGGAAGCAUGCGAAAUUCAGAAGUGUCUACAAGCGAACAAGUAUAUUGAAAGUAGGUGCGAAGAUGUCAUGCGUGAGAUGCUGCGUUGCUGUUCGGUUCACGCCGAGAACUCUGUCUGCUGCUCUGGGUUUGUGCAGGACCUGAAGUCUACUGAUGCUCCCAGUUUAUAGGAUAUGCCUUAGUGGACUGUGGUGUAUAUUGAUGGAGUCACUGGAAAUUGUCAUUCAGAAUUUAUUUUGAUUAGAAUGAUAUACCAUGUAUCAUUUGCUAAAUAAAACAAUCCGAGUACAGCACA